This is a messenger RNA of Laetiporus sulphureus 93-53, 332 nucleotides long. RefSeq lists its product as uncharacterized. The transcript is spliced from 2 exons. The coding region runs from base 97 to 297 and encodes 66 amino acids. NCBI's taxonomy places the organism in Eukaryota, Fungi, Basidiomycota, Agaricomycetes, Polyporales, Laetiporaceae. The record is from RefSeq and is a predicted model, not a curated record.
CAUCUGAAGGGAAAUGAAGAAGCGACGGCGUGCAGGUCAGCAGGCUCUGUCAUCAAACUUCUGUUCGGCAGCACGGAGCAUGCGUUGCGCCCCAGAAUGCCUUACGGGGACCUGAACGCGACUGACCGCAUGUUCGUAAGGGCCAUGUCUGUACCUGCUCGUCGACGGUCGUAUUCAAUGGCGAGGACGUCCCUCUCCCAUGAUGAACAAUGUGGGCGAUGUCCACACGUCAAAAACGGCAACACCCAUGCAUCUCUAACCCACUCAAAGCAGCCCGCCAAUUUUGCUGCGAAAUGAGCUGACCGGUGUCUCGUUCUGACACCGCCACCUUC